AAUCGCGCCGAGCGGGCGCCGCAGCCGGAGCGGGAGCCCGAGCCGCGCGGCGCAGAGCCGGGGCUGAGCGGCGCCGGCCGAGCGGGGCCGCGCGGGAGCUAUGGACCGCUAGGGCCGGGCUGAGCCCCGCGAUGCCGCCGCCGAGUGGCCCCAGCGUCCUCGCGCGGCUGCUGCCGCUGCUGGGGCUGCUGCUCGGCGGCGCCUCCCGGGCUCCCGGCAAGUCACCGCCGGAGCCCCCCAGCCCGCAGGAGAUCCUGAUCAAGGUGCAGGUGUAUGUGAGCGGAGAGCUGGUGCCCCUGGCGCGGGCCUCAGUGGACGUGUUUGGGAACCGGACCCUGCUGGCCACUGGCACCACGGACUCAGAGGGUGUGGCCACACUGCCCCUCAGUUACCGCCUGGGCACCUGGGUGCUGGUCGCUGCUGCCCGCCCUGGCUUCCUCACCAACUCUGUACCCUGGCGUGUUGACAAGCUGCCUUUGUAUGCGUCCGUCAGCCUCUACCUGCGCCCCGAGCGGCCGGCCACCCUCAUCCUCUAUGAGGACCUCGUGCACAUCCUGCUGGGCUCCCCCGGUGCCCACUCGCAGCCCUGGGUGCAGUUCCAGCGCCGCGCUGCCCGCCUGCCUGUCAGCUCCACCUACAGCCAGCUCUGGGCCUCACUGACACCCGCCAUCACCCCGCAGGAAAUGCGGGCCUUCCCUGCCUUCCUGGGCACUGAGGCCUCCAGCUCAGGCAAUGGCUCCUGGCUGGAGCUGAUGCCCCUGGCUGCCGUGAGUGUGCACCUGCUGACGGGCAACGGGACAGAGGUGCCACUGUCAGGCCCCAUUCACCUGUCCCUGCCCGUGCCCUCAGAGCCUCGCGCCCUCACUGUGGGCACCAGCAUUCCAGCCUGGAGGUUUGACCCCAAGAGUGGCCUGUGGGUGCGCAACGGCACUGGGGUGAUCCGCAGGGAAGGCCGGCAGCUCCACUGGACCUUCGUCUCCCCGCAGCUGGGGUACUGGGCGGCCGCCAUGGCCUCCCCCACGGCUGGGCUGGUCACCAUCACGUCCGGCAUCCAGGACAUUGGCACCUACCACACCAUCUUCCUGCUGACCAUCCUGGCGGCCCUGGCUCUGCUGGUGCUCAUUCUGCUGUGUCUGCUCAUCUACUACUGCCGGAGGCGCUGCCUGAAGCCGAGGCAACAGCACCGCAAGCUGCAGCUCUCCGGGCCCUCCGACGGCAACAAACGAGACCAGGCCACCUCGAUGUCCCAGCUGCACCUCAUCUGCGGGGGACCCCUGGAGCCCGCCUCGCCAGGGGACCCCGAGGCCCCGCCUCCAGGCCCCCUCCACUCGGCUUUCUCCAGCUCCCGGGACUUGGCCGCUUCCCGGGACGACUUCUUCCGCGCCAAGCCGCGCGCGGCCAGCCGCCCGGCCGCUGAGCCUGCGGGUGCCCGCGGGGCUGAGGGCGCUGGGCUCAAGGGCGCCCGCUCCGUCGAGGGGCUGGAGCCGGGCCUGGAGGAGUACCGGCGGGGCCCGGCGGGGGGCGCGGCCUUUCUGCACGAGCCGCCGUCGCCGCCGCCGCCCUUCGACCACUACCUGAGCCACAAGGGGGCUGCCGAGAGCAAGACGCCCGACUUCCUGCUGUCGCAGUCGGUGGACCAGCUGGCGCGGCCGCCGUCGCUCGGCCAGGCCGGGCCGCUCAUCUUCUGCGGCUCCAUCGACCACCUCAAGGACAACGUCUACCGCAACGUCAUGCCCACGCUGGUGAUCCCCGCGCACUACGUGCGCCUCGGCGCCGAGGCGGGCGCCGCGGGGGUGGGCGACGAGGCCGCCCCGCCCGAGGGCACGGCCCCCGGCCCAGCGCGCGCCUUUCCCCAGCCCGACCCCCAGCGCCCGCUGAUGCCGGGCCACG
Messenger RNA from Oryctolagus cuniculus (rabbit), 1890 nucleotides. RefSeq names its product family with sequence similarity 171 member A2 (gene FAM171A2). Lineage: Eukaryota; Metazoa; Chordata; Mammalia; Lagomorpha; Leporidae. The record is from RefSeq and is a predicted model, not a curated record.